Diabrotica virgifera virgifera (western corn rootworm) is the source of this 2157-nucleotide messenger RNA. RefSeq lists its product as uncharacterized. The transcript is spliced from 2 exons. The coding region runs from base 61 to 1854 and encodes 597 amino acids. Gene Ontology annotation, molecular function: protein dimerization activity. NCBI's taxonomy places the organism in Eukaryota, Metazoa, Arthropoda, Insecta, Coleoptera, Chrysomelidae. The record is from RefSeq and is a predicted model, not a curated record.
UUCAAUAUUUUAACUCCAAAGUCAAAGGGGAAUCACUCUAAAUUUCCAUUUGAAACAUCCAUGAAAAAGAUCACAUCGGCAAAAUUGGAUAACGAUAACACUGAUGCUGCUUGUACAUCAUCAACGGUUUCCACAGCAUCAACAUCUGCUUCUGAUAACAUUCAUGUGGAAACACCUGUUUGCACAAAAAUCAACAGAAUACAAUCAUUUUGUGAUCGAAUGACACACGAACAAAAUAACGAAUUGAAUAUUUUGCUUGCUAGAGCUAUUUACACCAGUUCAGCACCACAUUCAAUUACCGAGAAUGAAGAUUGGAAAUUGUUUUUUAAAAAAAUUAGACCUUCAUACACCUUACCAUCGAGAUAUAUGUUAUCAAAUCGUCUCCUGACCGAAGAGUACGAGCGAGUUGAAGUUCAAGUUAAUGAUAAAAUUAAGCAAGCUGACAAUUUAUCAUUGCAAUGCGAUGGUUGGUCCAACUUGCGAAAUGAAAGUGUAAUUAAUUUCAUUGUUACAACACCCGAACCGUUAUUUGUCAAAUCAGUACUAACAAAAGCAGAGAAGCAUACCGCAGAAUAUAUAACAAAAUUAAUGGUUGAAGUUCUGGAGGAGUAUGGACCUAAAAAAUUUUUCGCUAUUGUGACUGAUAACGCAAAGAAUAUGAGGAAGGCUGUGAGACAAUGUGAAGAGAUGUAUCCCCAUCUUGUAUCAUACGGCUGUUUAGCGCACACAUUACAUUUAUUGUGCAGCGAUAUUUUGAAAUUAUCUUCAAUAGAGACACAUUUGUCACAUAUUAUACAUAUCGUUAAAACUAUUAACCAGUGUCAAGUACUGAGAGCUCAAUUCACAGAAAUAAGAAAUGAGAUGAAGUGUGGAGUGUCUCUUAGCCUACCUGUAAAAACAAGAUGGGGUUCACAUGUAAAAUGUCUUCAAGAUCUGACUAAAUGCAAGUCCGUCCUACAACGUCUAGCAAUAUCUCCAGAUAAAACAAUUCAAGAUAGAAUACGCAGCGCAAAAGCAAAUUUACUUGAUGAAGGAUUCUGGAUAAAUUCUAGCGCUCUUGUUGAAUUGCUUAAGCCAAUUACUGAAGCAAUAACACGUCUUGAAGGAGAUUCUUCGUCAAUUCAUUUGGUUUGUGAAACUUUCGCGAAAAUCGGUAGUAACAUAUCUACUCAUUUAGAAUGCGUGAAACUAACGGAUUGCGAAAAAACAGAAGCGAUGGAUAAAUUUAUAUCAAGGAAGGAAUACGCCCUUCAACCGAUCCAUUUUGCCGCAGACUUACUAAACCCUCGGUCUGUUGGUGCAAAUUUAUCAUCAGCCGAAAGGAUUGAAGCGAUGAAAUACAUUACUACUAUGUCAACCACGACCACGAUAGAGAUUGGUGAUGAAGGAGUGUCAAAGAUUACUGAGGAUUUAGGAAACUAUUUAGCUAAAACAGACUUUUUUGGCGAAACAUUUUUAUGGAACAUACUCGAUAAUGUCUCUUUGGUUACAUGGUGGAAAGGAUUUUGUGGACAUUCAUGCCUCUCCAAAGUUGCAGUCAGGAUAUUGACAAUGCCGUGCACUUCUGCGGCAACAGAGAGAAGCUUUAGCUCCCAGAGCAGCAUUCAUACGAAGAGAAGAAAUCGCCUAACAACUCAAAGGGCAGCAAAUUUAAAUUAUAUACAAUAUAAUUCAAAAUUGCUGAAACGUUCACGACAACAUCACAUACAAAGUCAAUAUCCUAUAGAAGAGACUGUACAGAACAACGUUUCGAUAGAAGGUAGAAACUUACAGAAGGAGAUAGAAGUAAUUGAAAACCAUAUUUCCGAAGAGGAAGAAUUAGACGAGGUAAUUUUAAAUUUAGGCAUUUUUUAGAUAUGUGAUAUGUGCAUGUGAUAUAUGCAGUUUGCUUCUUUUCCGAUUUUCCAAUGCAUUCCACCGUUUUCGAAUAAAAAAUUAUAAAUCUUAUGUUUUCAGACAAUAUCAUCAUGGCAUUCAAAUACAACAGGAAAUGGAAAUUCCGACGAUGAUUUUAAUUUUGCUGACUUUGCAAUGACCGAUGAUGAAAUUGAUCAAAGAAUGGAAACUAGGGAACAGAGACCAGCACGCAUUUUGAGACAAAGCAAAGUGAACAUUUUAGAAAACGUCUUAAUGAAAUCGGGUAAAGGCACAGAACAA